UGGGGAGUUCCGACGUGAACGCGCCUGACGGAUCCCCGGCGGAGAGGGCAGCGAGAGCGCGCAUCUCCGUCCUCCGCUCGUGAAGACACUGCAGGGGAGCCAGAUGCCCGACUGCGAGACGCUGCCUGUGGAUCCUCAUCCCGAAUGCCAGAGCAGGCGACACAUCUCAUCCCACCGCACAGAGGAGGAGGAGGAGGAGGAAGAGGAAGAAAUGGAGGAGACGAAUGUCAUAGGAUGAACACUGCUGGUGGGGUGUGUCUGUCUGUGCUGUCCUCCCUCCUGGCCGUGGCUGGGGCCCUGGCUGCUCUGUCUGCCCUCGCUCUAGCUCCUCUCUCUACCCUGCCUGAGGUUGCCUAUGGGGCUGCCGAAAGCAUCCCCAGCACAGGGGCAGAAGGGGGCCCCUCACCCGUCUCCUCACCAUGCUCCAGCCUUGUAGCAGGGGUGCUCUAUGGUUCUUUCUCCCUAAGGGAGCUUUUUCCCUUCAGGACACCUGGUUGUUCGUGGUCCUUGGAAAAUCCAGAUCCUACAAAGUACUCCCUCUACCUCCGCUUCACCCGAAACCCUGUCAUCUGCCAAAUGCACCACCCCAUGCUCCUUUCCCUUGACCACCACCUAGCCAAUCAAAGCUGCCCUCUCCAUCUACAAACGGCAACAGCCAGGGAUCAGGAGACCAUCGAUCUAUGCGGCAGCCCCUUGAACUCAGACAGACCCUACUCCUUCCUGCAGUUUGAUAAAAACUUUGUUCAGCUAUGUCUGACGAGACACCCUGCUGCAGAUGAGCCUCAGGUAACAAAGGAAUUGGCAGAACAGAGGCUGGUGGAGGUAUUGCUCAUUAACAACGAGAACUCCAGUCAGUUCACCUGCGGCGUGCUCUGUCGUUGGUUUGAGGAGUGUCUGCGGACGGACCCCACUGGGAACCAGGAGACCUCUGACGGGGAUGUUUGUGGGAUGACGCAAACGGGCUGCAUUUGUCCUAAUCACAACAUCAUGGCGCCGCCGAUUCCACUACUUCCGGAGACACCUCACAGUUUCAGCAACGGUUCCCUCGUCCCUGAUGACUGCUGUGUAACCGAACUUCAUUCCAACGAUGCAAUCGCCAUAGCACCGAGAGACGUCAGGCAAGACCCAUACGAUGACGACCUGAAGGUGAAGACCCAAAGGCCACGAUCAGCUGACCUGCCAGGUGUGUUUCAGGCACAAACAGGUGAUCCGGCGGCAGAGGAGUGGUCGCCGUGGAGUGUGUGUUCUCUGACGUGUGGGCAAGGCUGGCAAGUGAGGACGCGGUCCUGUGUCUCCUCUCCUUAUGGCACGCUUUGCAGUGGUGCUCUGCGGGAGACGCGCAUGUGCAACAACACAGUUUCCUGUCCUGGUGAACCUGGAAUCAUAAGUGCAGUGCAUGGGCAGUGGGAGGAGUGGUCGUCAUGGAGUCUGUGCUCUGUUACCUGUGGGCGGGGCUCCAGAACACGCACCAGGACGUGCAUGGAUGGAGGUGGGGUGACGCCUUGCGGCCAGCCCGACAUUCAGACCAAACCCUGCAACAUAGCUGUUUGUCCUGUGGAGGGCCAGUGGUUGGAGUGGGGCGUGUGGUCAAAAUGCAGCGUGACCUGCAACACGGGGACCCAGAUGAGGCAAAGGCGCUGCAGUCCCUCGGUGCACGGCUGGGCCGAGUGUAAGGGGCUUCAUCAGGAGAGCAGGGAAUGCGCUAACCCUUCAUGCAGUGGUGGAGGUAACUGGGGCAGCUGGAACCACUGGAGUCUGUGCAGCAAGACGUGCGACUCUGGGUGGCAGCGGCGCUACAGGAUGUGCGAGGGCAGCGGAGAACAAGGCUAUCCCUGUGAAGGUUCAGGAGAAGAGGUCCGGUCCUGCAACGAGAAGAAGUGCCCUGCUCCUCAUGAGAUAUGCAAAGACGAGCACCUCCUUUCGAUGUCAUGGAAGAGAGCCUCAGCCGGAGAAACUGUCUACAACAAGUGUCCAACAAAUGUUAUCGGAUCUGCUAGUCGUCGAUGUAUGCUGGACAAUAACGGAGUUGCUUUCUGGGGUCCUCCGAGCUUCGCCAGAUGCGUCUCCCUUGAGUAUAGACAACUGCAUUUAGCUUUGCUAGAGCAUCUUGCGAAGGGUCAGAGGACCCUGGCCGGGGAGGGGAUGUCUCAGAUCGUACGGAGUCUCCUGGAACUUUUGCAGAGGAGGAGCUACUACAGUGGCGACCUUCUCUUCUCCACGGAGAUCCUGCGAAAUGUGACGGACACCUUCAAAAGAGCAACCUACAUCCCAGCUUCCGACGACGUGCAGAAAUUCUUCCAGAUUGUCAGCCACAUGUUGGACUUGGAAAAUCUGGAGAAGUGGGAGGACGCACAUCAGGUCGCUCCCGGCGCUGCUUCGCUGAUGAGAAUAUUAGAAGAUUUUAUUCAUUUCAUUGGAGAAGCACAGAAGCCUUUUCAGAGUUUCCUGACAGUCACUAACAAUCUCAUGAUAACCAUUCAAAGAGAGCCAGUGUCGGCAGUUUCAAGUGACAUCAACUUUCCCAUGAAGGGACGGAGGGGGAUGAAGGACUGGGCCAGAACAGCGGAGGAUAAGCUCUACAUCCCCAAAGAAGUCUUUACCAUCCCUGUUGAGGAGCCUGGGACCGAAUCAGAAACCACAAUGUAUUAUGUCAUUGGAGCCAUUUUGUACAGAACCCUUGGCAUCAUCUUACCUGGACCAAAUCCUCCUGCGGUGAUCAACUCCAAGAUCCUGUCGGUGACGGUGCGACCCGAACCUCAGCCAAGUGAGCCCAUGGUCGUGGUGGAGCUGUCGCCGCUUUUAAAUGGUACAUCAGAUCCUCAGUGCGUUGUCUGGAACUAUGGCAACACGGAAACUGGCACAGAAAACUGGGGCACAGAAGGCUGCCAAACGCUAGCAUCAAACACUGUCCACACCAAAUGCCUCUGCAGCAGGAUAUCCACCUACGCCGUGUUAGCGCAGCAAGCUAAAGACCCGGACAUGGGUCCUACCAGCAUGCCCUCAGUGCCCCUCAUGGUGGGCUGCGGAGUGUCCUGCACUGCUCUCCUCAUCCUGCUGCUCAUCUACGCUGCCUUUUGGAGGUACAUCCGGUCAGAGAGAUCGAUCAUCUUGGUCAACUUCUGCUUCUCCAUCCUGGCCUCCAAUUUACUGAUUCUGCUAGGACAAUCUCAAACACUCAACAAGGGGCUGUGUACUGUGACUGCUGCUUUCCUGCAUUUCUUCUUCUUGGCGUCCUUCUGCUGGGUGCUGACUGAGGCAUGGCAGUCCUACCUGGCUGUCAUUGGCAAAACAAGGUCACGCAUCAUUCGCAAGCGUUUUCUGUGCCUCGGCUGGGGUCUUCCAGCCCUUGUUGUUGCAGUGUCAGUGGGUUUCACCAGAGCAAGAGGUUAUGGCACCGCCAGCUAUUGCUGGUUGUCUUUGGAGGGCGGCCUGCUUUAUGCCUUCGUUGGUCCUGCUGCUGUCAUUGUACUGGUAAACAUGCUCAUUGGGAUUGUGGUGUUCAACAAGCUCAUGUCUCGAGACGGCAUCUCAGACAAGUCUAAAAAGCAGCGAGCAGGUGUCCCGGCGGAGGCGCGGAGCCGACUGCUCCUGAAAUGCUCCAAGUGUGGCGUGAUCUCAAGUACCGCUAUGUCCAGCUCGACGGCCAGCAGCGCCAUGGCGUCCCUGUGGAGCUCCUGUGUGGUUCUUCCUCUGUUAGCAUUGACCUGGAUGUCAGCCGUGCUGGCCAUAACUGAUCGGCGCUCCACACUCUUCCAGGUCCUCUUCGCCGUUUUUGACUCUGUCCAAGGCUUUGUCAUCAUCACUGUCCAUUGUGCUAUGCGCCGAGAGGUGCAAGACGCUGUGCGUUGUCGAAUGGGGGGAUGUAAAGACGACAGCGAAAACUCCCCUGACUCCUGCAAGAACGGACAGGUGCAGAUCAUGAAGGGCUCUUGUGGACAGCAGCACAGCUCUCGUCAGAGCACACCCCUGUGUUUGUCUGGCUGUCACCAGCAGCUGCCGACACCGACGUGCCACCACACAAGCCAGCAAGCCUGUUACCAUGAUCUGCCUAACAGCAGCCGCAACUGUGUGCUGAACCACGGCCACACACAUGAGCACACCCCACUGCUCAACAAUACCCACAACCACACCCCCAAUCACAUCAACAGUCGAUCAACGGAUUUCGAGAAGGACGUGGACUUGGCUUGUCAGACAGAGAGAGGACACCCAUUCAUUUUCAAAGAGGUCAACACCUGUAACCCAGCCACCAUCACUGGAACCCUGUCACGAAUCUCCCUGGAUGAUGAGGAUGAUCCAAAGCUUGCAGCACAUCAAGAAGGGGGAGUAGGGGUCAAUUUCAGUUCCCUUCCUGGAAACAUCCCACCUCCAAACCUCAUUGUACAGGUUCCAACAUUAGGACUUAAUGAGCUCAGUGAGACGCCUCUUAAGAAGGAGGUAAACUUGGACCAGCAGAGACAACAGGGGCAGCCACGCACCACCGCUCCGAUCUACUUGUGCACCGAGAGCGGCCUGGGUUGGGCCCGGCCGCCCGCGUCCUCCAACAAUUCCCAGGACGGAAGCGCAGGAAGUGGGGGGAGCGGCGGGGGUGGGAGUGGCGGAGGGGGGGAAGGAGACUACAUGGUCUUGCCUCGUAGGACGGUCAGUCUCAAACCUCCCGCGCCCUCUUCGCAGGGAGGAGGCCUGGGACUUGGCGGCGAGGACAAGCCCCUCAAUAUCGCGGUGGAGGAUCCUCCCUUCCCCCCUCCUCCCUCUCCGCUCACCCUCCACCCGGCAGAGAGCGAGGCCUAUCCGGCAGAUUUUGUGCCGUCCAGCGUCGGUGACAUGAAUAUCACCAUGAACCUAAACCGCUCCUACGGGACUAUCAAAACCGUGCCCCAUGGGCAUGGCCACUUGAUGGGCCAAGGUGGGCAUGUGCACUCCCACGGAGGACACAUGCACUCCCACGCGCAUUCACUCCACCUAAAGCCAGGCCAGAGGCCAUCAGUCAGACAGAUUCUGACAGGGGGAACCACAGUGGAGAGAACCCGCACCCUCCCACGCAACCUAGGCAGCACCAAUGCCAACACCAGCCUCUCAGCGGGAUCCCUGGAGAGGAAGAGAGUACGGUACUCUGAGCUGGACUUUGAGAAAGUGAUGCACACUCGCAAAAGACAUUCUGAGCUGUACCAUGAGCUCAACCACUCGUCCAAGUUCCACACCAUAGACAGGUAUAACAGGGACCCAGCCAUGUCCACAUUCAAGUUUGAUCGUAGCCACACAGUCAGCAGCACCAUGGGCAUCCAAGUCAACAAAGGACAAGUCCAACCCCGAGGACCAAAGCUCCUGGGACAGUUUCAAGACCAUGACCCCCGAGCUGUCUAUCGUGCCUGGGGAGCAGAAAGACCGUCUGGAAUUGCACAAUAAGAACUGGGACUCGUCCUCAGCGAACACACCGGACUCGUCGGAGGGAGACUUCCAGACUGAAGUGUGAAGACGACAUGAUCACCUUAAUCACAGACCUGAGAUAAUGUUGAGAUACAGACACGCAUACACACACACACACACACACACAGACACGGUACUCCCGAAAAGAUUCACAUAGGUACGAUCUCCUGCAAAGGAUCUCAGACAUUCUGCUCCCUGCCUCAUGCAAUGUGCUUUGUUGGAUCCCAUACUGUAUUUGUUUACAGCUGAAGAGGACGUAUAUUCAAAAGGAAGACUGUUCUUCACUCUAUUUUCACAAAGACUAUCGUGGGGGUGGGGGUGGGGGAACAGAACAGGGGCUGGAAAGAUCUGUGACUAAAGACGAUUUUUAAAAGAACUCAAAAGGGAUGAAAAACGUAAUUUCUGAGAAAAAAGUCUUGAUUUUAUUCAGAAGAUAAAAGAAAAUGUCUUACAAGUGUUUGAUGACUUAGGGACGGUGGUUUGGGGUGGGAGAGAAAAAUAAGAAUAUUUCUGCACUCUUAUUCUUUUUUUAUAUAUAUAUAUAAAUUGCAAGGGGGAAUAUUUCACCUUAGUCCCUCCCCCCAAGGCAAUCUACGUUUAUUAUUGUUUAUUCUUUUUUCUUAUUCUUUCAAAUGGAAGAUGAAAGUAUUCAAUCACUCUGUCUAUCCUAUGUGUUUGCUUUCUUUUUGUCACAGCAAGAGUGGAUAGGGAAUGAGGGGGCAGAGAUGGAGCUGCUCACUGAUUAUGUGCCAUUCUCUUUACAUGUCUUCAGGUUCUGGUUCUUCUAGACUCACCUUUUUUCUUCUUUUUUUUUCUCUCCCUGUCACAUCCUCUCCCUUAACGUUCCGAUUUUUAAUUUUGCGUCUUUUCUAUUGUUCACCGAACGAAAAGGUUAUUCCCCUUCGUCCGGGCACGAAAAAAAAAAAAACAAAACAAAAAAAAUCUGAAACAAAUGACAACCAGUUGAUUUUUAGUUUCAUGUUUUAUUGUUCUAUGCUUCAUCUGCUCAAAAGAACUCAUUUAUUUUUCACUCAUGUGUGCUUGAGCUGCUUAGUACUUGUUUUUUUGGGGUUGUUUUUUUUUUUUGGUUUCCAUGUAUGAAGUGAUUCAAAGGUCACAUAAAACUUUAAAUGCCUUCUUACGACAGAGCACAUGAAUAUGAGAUUGCAUUUCAAGAGUGUCUGGAAAAGACCAAAAAAAAAGAAAAAAGAAGGGACACAGUGGUCUUAAAGAUUGUAGCAUCUUCUUUGUUCUUUCCAAAGUUUAAAGGUUGCAUGGUUUGAUGGGUUGUGAGUGGCUCUCGGUCAGUUGCCCCUUUGCCAGUUUGUACCCCCAUUCCGUACCAAUGCAUUUCUGUCUUAUCCCUUUCUAUUUCCAUUUGAGCAAACCAUUUCUUAUCAGUGAAUUCUGCCGUGGCAUUUCCUUUCUUUUCUUUUUUAAAUUUUUGUAGUGAAAUAUUUUCAUUAAUUAUGUAAAUGAAUUAUGUAAAUUCAUUUGUAAAUGAAUAAAAAAAAAAACAAAACAAAAAAACACCCACUAUAAUUUUAUCUAAUUAUAUAUUGUCUACAAAAUUAUUACACUGUAUUUCCCUAAAAAAAAGAAAAUCCAUAACUAAUGUUGUUCUGACCUUUGUCAUGUUUUGGACAGUUGAUUCCUAACAUGACAGCUUUAGAGUUUAAGCAAAAUUAACUCUAACGUGCCUGGAGCUGGUCGUCAUUAGUUACCAGAGUCACUGCACCACAUUUCUGUAAGGUGGCCAAUUCAUAGAUUACAGAAACUAAUGAUAAAUCCUUGGUUGUCAUAGCAGCACCUGAACGGACGCAUGGUCGUUGUAACACACUUACAACGACCAAGGUAAAAUUUACUACCUGAAAGACUCGGGUUAACUGCAGAGGUACUAAAUGGCAAAGGGGCAAAUUGACCAGCAACUGUCACGAGUCACUGUGAUGCCAGAUUACAAAUUUGCCAUAGUGAGACUUUAGCUAACGUGGCCGCCGUUUAGGUAGAAUGCCUCUUCUUACAAAGUUACAAACGCAUAUUUGCAUCCCUAUAGAUUUUACUCCUUUUAUUUGCUUUUUUUUUUUUUUUUUGUCACACUUAAACGUUUCAGAUUCAUGCAGCACGUUUUAAAAAUUAAGGAUUCUGACAUUUGAUAAAAUGCUGUUCUCAAAGUAUCCAGUCCGAAUGGGACCCAUGAUCGCUAAAGUCCAAUACGUGGUCGCUUUUUUCUUUAUUUUUUUUCCUUUCCAAGAUAUUAAGGAAAUUUCGCUAGCUUCGUCAGUUGAAAGUGAGUGAGACAAUUAGGAAAACAAAAACACAGAGAAAACGGUCCAAAAGAUUGUAGCAUCCUCUUUGUUCCGUCUCCCGGCUUGAAGGUUGCCUGGUCUGAUCCAUCACGAGUCGCUGCGACGCCAGAAACAAGGACAAAAAGAUGGACGAUGGGGUCCCACGUUGACUAAACACACAUUAGCAGCCAAUAUUCUAUUUCCAAGUUCUAGUAAUAAUUUGAUAAACAAGAAAUUGCCUUUUGCUGACGAGCCUGAAAACCCCUAGCUUUUGCUUUAGCGUGCUAUCUCUACCUCUUUCAUAUUGCCUGCUCCGAACUCAGAAGCAUGAAAUCUUAAUUCUACAAGCAGCAAGGCUAAAUGUAUAAUUCCUCGUUUCCAUGGAUCCCAAACUGUGUGUUUAUGUCUCUGGGCCUGCGAGCACAGCCACUGCAAAAAAAAAAAAAAAAAAAACAGCACAAAAUAGACACUUCAGAACGAAGGGGAGCUAAAAAUUACGAUUCCGUUAAACACCCUUGCUGCAGUUGUUACAACAGGCGACAGCAGUUUCCAGUUAUUGCUACAUUAGUUCGUGAGAGAAAGUGUCCGAGUCGAGGGUGAUAAUUCCUCUGUCGACGUUCACAGCGGCAGUUGUUGUUGAUGUAAAAGUUUGGAGGAAGAACUGAUUUGUAAUUUAUAAAAAGGCUUGAAGAAAGUGCAGGGGGGUGGGGGGGGAAGCAGAUUCCAAGAUGGAUUCCAAAAAUAACACUGUUAAAAAGAGGCUCGAAACGGGCAGAGAUGAAGACGAAGGGGAGUGCUCAAAACAGUAAUUAUCCGGGGAUGACGAUUUGUCCUGACAUUUUCCAAUGCAGCCCUCGAACCAUCUGUUUAAGGUUCCCUAAUGUGGCGGUAGAGCAGCGCGGCGCAGAUGGCGAGACAAGAGCGGCGCCCUUCUAACCUUUUGAGAUAAUCAGCUGAUAGGCGAACCUACAGCUCCACCUCUCUCAGAGGAGGGAGGCUUGGUUUGAUCCCAGGUUGCCAAGGUAAGGGCACAUUCACCUGACCUCCUGCAAGGCUCAGGAACCAGAUCCACCGGACAAAGCGGCCGUCUGGCAGCUUCGCGGUCGCACCCGGUAGCUGUUACUCCACGGCAUUUCUCCAUUUUUCUUCCAUCUCUCAAACUGAUCGAAUUAAAAAAAAAAAAGAAAAAAAAUUGUGGUGGGGGGAAUAUAAAGUCUUGUUCCCAUGGUAAUGCGAUUUACAGGAAGGAAGACACAAUCAGGUUUGCUUUCAACAGUGUAAAUGAUUUCCUUUCCAUCAGUCAUAUCUUUCGUCUUGUAGUAUAUGGAGAACUCUGGGCUCAAUGACGGCUGGUGUUAAGAUUUUAUGGUUCAGAAGAGUAAAACGAGCUAUUGCUUGACCAAUUGAAAAGUCUGUCAUGCAUUCUUCUAUUAAUCUUUUUUUUUUUUAUAAAAAAAAUGUGCUGUAAUGUUUAUUAUAACACUAGGAGGACACUGUAUGUUAACUUUUAGAGCCACUUUCCGUUUUCUCUAAAAAGCUUUUAUUUUUUUUUCCACUCAACUGUCUUUGGGGAACGAGACGGACGAGAAGGCAGGUUUUUCAAACUGAAAUCCAAGUAGAGUUUAAUUCAAAAACCUUCACAGCUCACCUUUCUACCUGUCAUACCUGCAAGCCUUUGAUGCUUCUCGAAACAUCUGACAUUCCAGCUGAUUUUAUUACUGACAAACCCUCACUCUCUCCUUCAUUUUUGUUCUUUUUAUACAUAAGAUUGUACAAAGUAGUCCUCUAAUGUUUUCAUAGUGUCUUUUUAUAUGAAAAUAAAUUUUCAAACUGA
Molecule: messenger RNA, 9543 nt
Organism: Poecilia reticulata (guppy)
Lineage: Eukaryota; Metazoa; Chordata; Actinopteri; Cyprinodontiformes; Poeciliidae
Gene: adgrb2
Product: adhesion G protein-coupled receptor B2
Biological process (GO): G protein-coupled receptor signaling pathway; cell surface receptor signaling pathway; negative regulation of angiogenesis
Cellular component (GO): plasma membrane
Molecular function (GO): G protein-coupled receptor activity
Source: RefSeq, a predicted model, not a curated record